Postia placenta MAD-698-R-SB12 is the source of this 222-nucleotide messenger RNA. RefSeq lists its product as hypothetical. The record is from RefSeq and is a predicted model, not a curated record. The transcript has a single exon. NCBI's taxonomy places the organism in Eukaryota, Fungi, Basidiomycota, Agaricomycetes, Polyporales, Adustoporiaceae. The annotation marks the transcript as partial.
AUGCCGCCCAUCGUCGACUAUCGCGGGCACAUAUCCCACCCGUUCCUUCAGCAUCUCGUCGCUCUCCUCUCCGUCUAUGAGCUCGGCCCCCUUUCCUCGCCCAUUCCCAAGUAUGACGGGCCUGCCGACUGGCAGACCGAUAGCAUUUUGCGCUCGCUCGGCGCCAUGGCACGCCGCAUGUACACUGCUGAAGAGGCACUAGCAUCCAUCAGAGCAUCUGAA